Tachysurus vachellii is the source of this 846-nucleotide messenger RNA. Its product is annotated as coiled-coil-helix-coiled-coil-helix domain-containing protein 5. The record is from RefSeq and is a predicted model, not a curated record. The coding region runs from base 111 to 431 and encodes 106 amino acids. NCBI's taxonomy places the organism in Eukaryota, Metazoa, Chordata, Actinopteri, Siluriformes, Bagridae. The transcript is spliced from 4 exons.
AUCAGAAACGUCGGAAGAAGGAAGCGUGUAGUAGAGCCGGUUGACUUUCACAUGUGCAUGUAAACCGUUCAACCUUCAUUCCUGUGCUGAUUUCAGUUAAAGCGUCAACCAUGCAGGCAGCAAUGGACAUUACAGCUAAAUUCUGUCAGAAGGAGAUGGAGGAGUACGGAGCCUGUGUGGCCUCUAAUCCGUCUACAUGGCAGGAGCAGUGUCACCACCUGAAGGUGAAGGUGGCACAGUGUACCUCUUCUCAUCCAGUGAUCAGGAAGAUCAGGGCAGACUGUGCCGGAGAGUUUGCAGAGUUUGAGCGCUGCCUGAGGGAAAACCAGUCCUCGGCUCAGGCCUGCUCAUCACACGUGGCACGCUUUCUGACCUGCGCCAACACUGUGGACGUUACAGGAUUAGUGAAUCCAGAAUCUCCGCCCACAUAAAACCCAACCAGAAACCUUCUUCCAUCACCGUGGGAUUAAGGCAAUGGCUAUAUUAACUUCAGACGGUUUUACUUGAACACAUUUCAUAUUCACACACACACACACACACACACACACACUGUCAUUUUGUAAUAAACGUUGCCAACUGUACAGAAAGACGACAACAAGCCGUGAGAUGCCGCGAGUCAGGAAACUGAUGUCAGCUGCUUGUACAGUUCAUCUUUAUAAAUAUUUUUUUAAUAAGAACUUGCAGAUCUCAACAUGUUUAAAGUGACGUUAGGUGUCUAAAUAAAAUCUCUUUUGUUCUGAACAAACGUAGUGAAGCAUGGUUGUGGUAGCAUCGCGUUGAGACUUACUCGUGACUGACGUAUGGUGGACAGCCUCCUCUAGGCAGACUGAUGAGGAUCUCUUUUAU